Messenger RNA from Tilletiaria anomala UBC 951, 315 nucleotides. RefSeq names its product glycoside hydrolase family 79 protein. The transcript has 2 exons. Bases 1 to 315 code for a protein of 104 amino acids. The record is from RefSeq and is a predicted model, not a curated record. Lineage: Eukaryota; Fungi; Basidiomycota; Exobasidiomycetes; Georgefischeriales; Tilletiariaceae.
AUGGGUACCACGGUCGUCUCAACACUCAACUUUGGAAAUCAGUCUUACGAUAUUGCGCACAACCUCGGGCUCGCUACCUUUGAGUAUACGUGUCCAACCGUUUGCUCCCGCUGGAUCGAGGCACUGAGGCAAACUAUCACAGGAAUACAAGUUGUGCGAAUGCAGGGGUCUACGUGCGGCCCUGCGCAGACAACGCUUAGCACGAUUCCAAACAUCCUCAACAUCAUCGUCUUUCACGAAUACCCCGACACGGACAUCCUACUUAGCGGUCAAGCUGCGAUGAACGCAGGACAAAAUGGGUCAUUGGAGAUGUAA